Mya arenaria is the source of this 1474-nucleotide messenger RNA. RefSeq lists its product as uncharacterized. The transcript is spliced from 3 exons. Gene Ontology annotation, biological process: recombinational repair; DNA damage checkpoint signaling; cellular response to ionizing radiation. Lineage: Eukaryota; Metazoa; Mollusca; Bivalvia; Myida; Myidae. The record is from RefSeq and is a predicted model, not a curated record. Gene Ontology annotation, cellular component: nucleus; chromosome. The coding region runs from base 150 to 1082 and encodes 310 amino acids.
GUUAUCUGUUACAAAAUUUUGUUAGUAUACAAAUGGCUGCCCCCAUGGCAAAAAUCAGUAAAAUUUGUCUAGACUUGUUUGACCUGCUAACGCGGGAACGUUUUGCAAUUUAACCUUUUAUAGUAGACCAUUUCUCAAGUGGUGAAAAUAUGCCAAAGCGGAGAAAGAAAUUCUUACAAGAGCAGAAGCCUGCCCUAUUAUUCACAGAGAGCCCAGUUCACAUUGAGAAUAACAUUCCGAGUCCAGUGCUCUGUGCUCGGCAUCCUCCCACAGCAAAAAGCAUUCAAGUAGAUGAUCUCCAGUCUUUAACUUGGGUAUCACCACAAUUCAAAUAUACAGUUGACGAUGGAUGUGGACGUGCUCAAAGACGGACAAGACUGCAUCGAAGACAUAGUGUUGCAGCUCAUAGGUGUUUAUCCAACACUGAAAGCACCGGCCAUAACCACACAGUGGUUAACAAACUUAGAAAAUACACAUCAUUAAAGUUUGUUGGUGAGAAAAAAACAGUUCAAAGUCUGAUUGAGGAUGUUGAUAUUUCAUUUGACACAGCAUCAGAUAAUGAUGAUAGGGACUCAAAGCAACAUCGCAUUGAUGAAAAUGUUAGUCCAAAUAAACAUGAUGUGCAAAAAAGUCCAAGCCUGAAAAGGGAUGGAGAAUCAAGUAGAAACAAAAUUUUACAUGUUCUAGAAAGAAACAGAUCCUAUUCGGAUAAUGCUGUCGGUGUUCAUGAAGCUCAAAAGGGAUCAGAGACAUUUGAUCCAAAGCCACCAAUUAAACGUUUAUUUAUUGAACAGUUACAAAAUACAUCAUCUCCUUUACAAGUCCAUAGUCAGUCCCCUGUACGUUUUCAAAAACAUAGACUCGCAGAAUUAGAUCAGGUAGUGUCAGAAACAAGUGAAGAAGAUAGUCCUCGAUUGCGUAGAUCUCGUAGGCUUCAGCUGCUUGAGUCUCAGAAUAGCCAUCAACAGUUCACGGGGAUCUUAGCACCAGAUACACCCGAGGCUGAAUAUGACUGGUCAAUACGAAAAAGACAGUUAAAGAAACACCUGCGAUUGAAAGCUGUGGACAUUUACCACGAUUAGUUUACAUGGAAUUAAUAUUUUAGCAUUUCGGGCCUUGUUUUUAAUGGUUUGUUAAUUAUGUAAGAUUGUUGGAGCAUGUUAGCAAAAGUAUGAGAUAUUGUUUCAUCAUUUCAAGGGAAUGGUUUUAUAGAUUUAUACAAUGACAUGAACAUCAGUAUUUAAUUUAAAUUGGUUUGUAAUAAAUAAUUCAGUACCAAGUAAUAGUCAUGGUUGACUGCACUCGAUGUGGCUCUUUCAACUACAUAACUUUGUAUCACUGUGUUAAAAGUAUGUACCUUUGCUGAAAAUUAACGUCUACAUAUUUUGAUGAAUUUAAUGUCGCCAAGGAUUUGAUAUUUCAAAUGUUUGUAAAGUGCAAUAUACCUAAAUGGUUAAUGUUAAAAUAAAAGAAC